GCAGCAGGCAGGCAAGGUUCAUCUUCUCGCAGGUCUGGUUUGAGUUUGAAGGACUCAUUUCCGCCUGUGGGGGUGUUAUCUUCUUGUGAAAUCAAGUCGUAAGAACAAAAAGGUUUCCCUAGUGUAACACGUGUAUUCUCCCUCAUAUAUACUCAGGAGACCAUGUGGGUAGGUUCCUCCCUGUCUCUGUGGCCAGCAUCAGUAGGGUGUUGUCCUAAGCCCACGAUGCCGGGCUCUGCAGAGGGGCUGUGCCUAGGGGAGAGAGCUCGGGGCAGGUGCUAGAGGGAGACAUGUGCAUGGUCAGCAGCCAUCCAUCUUGGGGGCUCAGCAAGAAUUAUGGUGUGUUCCCAGCACCGAGGCUGAAAAGGAAGAAAAGUUGGAGCAUGGCGUCCCAGGCAGCAGAGGAUGGGAACCAGACCUCCUCCGGGAUGACAGAUGAUUACAGCAGCUGGUACAUUGAGGAGCCUCUAGGGCCUGAGGAGGUGCAGCCAGAGGGGGUGAAGCCGCCCUGCCAGCCCAGUGUACCACCUGCCCUGCACCAUGCCUGCCUGGCCUCCCUGUCACUCCUGGCUCUGCUCCUGCUGGCCUUGCUGGUGAAGCGUCGCAGGCUUUGGACACGCUGUGGUCACUGCAGGCCCGGACUGCCCAGCCCUGUGGAUUUCUUGGCUGGGGACCGGUCCUGGACGGUGCCCACUGCCGUCUUUGUGGUCUUCUUCAGCAAUCUGUGCCUGUUGCUCCCCAAUGAGGACCCGCUGCCUUUCCUGAGCCUCAAGACAGCAUCCAGCCCAGAUGGGGAGACGGAGACAUCAAGAGGGUCCUGGAAGCUACUGGCCCUGCUCUACUAUCCAGUCCUUUAUUACCCUCUGGCAGCCUGUGCUACGGCAGGGCACCAAACUGCAUACUUACUGGGUACUGUGCUAUCCUGGGCCCACUUGGGAGUUCAGAUCUGGCAGAGAGCUGAGUGUCCUCAGGACCCCAAGAUCUACAAGUACUACUCCUUGCUGGCCUCCUUGCCUAUGCUUCUGGGCCUCGGGUUCCUGAGUCUUUGGUACCCAGUGCAGCUGGUGCAGAGUAUCCGUUACCAGACCGGAGCAGGCUCCCAGGGGCUGCAGACCAGCUACUCCGAGAAGUAUUUGAGGACCCUCCUCUGCCCGAAGAAGCUGGACAGUCGCUCCCACCCCAUCUUCAAGCACAAUCUCCUGUCUCGGGCCUGGGCCUGCUUCCAACACUCCAUCUACACUCCACAGCCAGGAUUCUGCCUGCCCUUGAAGCUGGUGAUCUCAGCCGCUCUGACAGGAACAGCCACUUACCAGGUGGCCCUGUUCCUGCUGGUGAGCGUAGUGCCUACUGUGCAGAAGGUAAGGGCAGGGAUCACCACAGAUGUCUCCUACCUUCUGGCUGGCUUUGGGAUCGUGCUCUCCGAGGACCGGCAGGAGGUGGUAGAGCUGGUGAAACAUCACCUAUGGGCUGUAGAAGCAUGCUACAUCUCGGCUCUGGUCUUGUCCUGCUCAUUAACCUUCCUGCUCCUGCUCCGUUCCCUGGGGACUCACAGGGCCAAUCUGCAAGCACUGCACCGAGGAGCUGCCCUGGACCUGGGUCCCCCACUUCAGAGUUCUCGUCCCUCUCGCCAAGCCAUAGUCUGCUGGAUGAGUUUCAGUGCCCAUCAGACAGCCUCCAGCUGCCUUGGGCUCCUGGUGCAGCAGGUCAUCUUUUUCUUGGGGACCACCAUCCUGGCCUUCCUGGUGCUCAUGCCUUUACUCCAUGGCAGGAACCUCCUGCUCCUCAGAUCCCUGGAAUCCACGUGGCCCUUCUGGCUGACUUUGGCCUUGGCUGUAAUCUUGCAGAACAUAGCAGCCCGCUGGGUCUUCCUGGAGACUCACCAUGGUUCCCCAGAGCUGACCAACCAGCGCAUGCUCUGCAUGGCCACUUUCCUUCUCUUCCCGAUCAACACGCUGGUGGGAGCUAUAGUGGCCCUGUGGCGGGUGCUUCUUUCUACCCUCUACAACACUGUUCACCUUGGCCAGAUGGACCUCAGCCUGCUGCCACCCAGAGCAGCAACCCUGGAUCCAAGCUAUCACACAUACCGAAACUUCCUGAGGAUUGAGGCCAGCCAGUCCCAUCCAGUAGUCCUAGCCUUCUGCACCCUGCUCCUUCAUGCGCCAAGUCCUCAGCCCCGGCCCCCACUGGCCCCUCAGGACAGCGUCAGACCAGCAGAGGAAGAAGAAGGAAUGCAAUUGUUACAGACCAAGGACCCGAUGGCCAAGGGAACAGGACCUAAAGGCAGCCAGAGCAGGGCCCGCUGGGGCCUGGCCUAUACGCUGCUACACAACCCAAGCCUGCAGGCCUUGCGGAAGGCAGCCCUGAGUGGUGCCAAGACCAAUGGCACCCAGCCCUGAGGGUGAGGAAAACCACACCGUGCUGCUCUUAUGUGCUGAGGCACAUUCCUGUCUACCACCCUCCCUCCUGCUCAUGUCCCUCCUGCUCAUGUCUGCACUUCCCCACCCCCACAGCAAGCUCAGCCAGCCAGCAGAUCCUGUGGGAUCAGGGGACUGGAGUCGCUGUGUCUACACCACCAGCCUCAAGAGGACUUUGGUCUGUGCUUGUCCACCAGGCUCCCGGCUAGGGCUCUAGAGAAAACAGCUGGUGGGCCCUGAUCUUGGAACUGGCAGAGCAGAGGUAUUUAGGCCUCUCCUCCCCACACUGGCUCUGCCAUCAGCUUGCCGGGCCUCAGUAAGGCCCCUCUUGCUCCCUGCUGGUGAUGAAAGGUCUGGGUAUCUCCCAUCCCAGCUGGCCCCACCUCAGCCCCAGCCCUCCCACCAUGAAGGUGGAGCCUGUGUGGGCUUCCUCUCUGGUCAAGCUUUCUCCUUCCUCUCUCCCUACCACCCUUCCCUACGCAGCCAAGUCAGACUCCAAGAGGCCCCACUGAGCUGCCCAUUCCAAGAGCUACAUAUUUUUGUAGUUUUAAUGCCGUUAGUUGUCAUGAAAGGAGUUAGUGUACUCCCAGUAAUAAAUGUGCCCCUGAGGAACAUUCCUCCUCACAGGGGAGGGCUCUCAGGGGAAUCA
This is a messenger RNA of Onychomys torridus (southern grasshopper mouse), 3063 nucleotides long. RefSeq names its product signaling receptor and transporter of retinol STRA6 (gene Stra6). Gene Ontology annotation, biological process: vitamin A import into cell. The record is from RefSeq and is a predicted model, not a curated record. Gene Ontology annotation, molecular function: retinol transmembrane transporter activity; signaling receptor activity. The transcript is spliced from 19 exons. Gene Ontology annotation, cellular component: plasma membrane. The coding region runs from base 291 to 2396 and encodes 701 amino acids. Lineage: Eukaryota; Metazoa; Chordata; Mammalia; Rodentia; Cricetidae.